Pectinophora gossypiella (pink bollworm) is the source of this 1680-nucleotide messenger RNA. It is a transcript of the gene Cox10, whose product is annotated as protoheme IX farnesyltransferase, mitochondrial. The transcript has 8 exons. Bases 192 to 1424 code for a protein of 410 amino acids. Gene Ontology annotation, cellular component: mitochondrial membrane; mitochondrion. Lineage: Eukaryota; Metazoa; Arthropoda; Insecta; Lepidoptera; Gelechiidae. The record is from RefSeq and is a predicted model, not a curated record. Gene Ontology annotation, molecular function: protoheme IX farnesyltransferase activity. Gene Ontology annotation, biological process: heme biosynthetic process.
GUAAUAUUGAAACGAACGGAUUAAGUAAACGUCCUUCGUGAUUACCUAAAUAACCUCAAUGUUUUGAUUCUCGAUUUUUAUAAAAGUAUUUAUUUUAUGGUGACAAAUAGGACUUGUAAUUGCAUUCAUUAAAUACAUAAUUGUAUAUUAUUUUCAGGAUGUUGACUUGAGUGGAUGUUGAUUACACCAUAAUGUCUUACAUAAAGGUGCUUCAAUGCACGCUGUGCCUCAAACAUGGCGGCAUGGUCACCACUAAAUCAUUGCUGUUGCAGGUUGGAAACGGCUCCCUCUCACAGCAACUGGCAAGAAUAUCCACAUCAGAAUGUUGGAGAAGCAAGUUGCCGGUCACAACUCAAGCACAGACAUGUGCACCCAAGAGCAAGGUACCGCAGGACACACGAGUGUGGAAGGAAACUCCGUCCCAUGAUAGAAAGGCCAACUUGGGCAACUAUUGCAUGAUGCUCUCCAAGUUCCGAUUGACUUCACUAGUAGUAAUGACAUCAAUGGCGGGAUACGCGCUCGCGCCUGCGCCUUUCGAGCUGACGACCUUCGCGAUGUGCGCCGCAGGCACGGGCCUCGUCUCGGCAGCAGCCAAUGCCAUCAACCAGUACCAUGAGGUGCCGUUUGACGCGCAAAUGUCGAGAACCAAAAACCGCGUGCUUGUCAAAGGAUUGUUAGAACCCGUACACGCAAUAAGCUUCGCAGCGGCGUCAAGCGCUACUGGACUUAGCAUCCUGUACUUCGGCGUGAAUCCUUUGACCGCAGCCCUUGGCGCGGGCAACCUCGUGCUUUACACGUCUGUGUACACGCCUAUGAAACGUAUGUCUAUAUUGAACACGUGGCUUGGAUCUGUAGUGGGCGCAAUCCCCCCGCUGAUGGGGUGGGCGGGGUGCACAGGCAGCCUGGACGCGGGCGCGCUCGUGCUGGGCAUAGUGCUGUACUCUUGGCAGUUCCCUCACUUCAACGCGCUCUCCUGGAACCUGCGGCCGGACUACUCGCGCGCCGGAUACCGUAUGAUGGCGGUCACUGACCCUGCACUAUGUAGAAGAGUAGCGCUAAGACACACGGGGAUAAUCACUGGAACCUGUCUCGCUUCCUCAUACUUUGAUGUUACCAAUAUGUGGUUCGCCCUUGAAUCGCUGCCUUUGAAUGUUUAUUUUAUGUACUUAGCAUGGCAAUUUUACCAAAAAUCCGACAGUGGUAGUUCGCGUAAACUAUUUAGAUUUUCUCUAAUACAUUUGCCGGCGUUAAUGCUACUUAUGCUAGUCAAUAAGAAAUAUUGGAGCUCUGCGGACUCCCAGGAGCAGAGAGACGGCAUCAAGUCGCAAGACGUCGCCAAGUUGCACGACAAGAGAAUAACAGUUCUACCUCGCGGCCCCGUCGUCGCCGCACAAGACUCCACAGCGGAUACAACUCUAAAUUAAAAAGAAACUAUCUACACGGCCGUAGAUAUAGUAUUCAUUGUAAAUAAUGUACAAUUAAUUAUGUGAUUCACUUUAGAGAGCUUGUAAGUUAUUAUUAAAUCAGCAAACGAGAUUUAAUUGUUAUAAAACGGGGCCUAUUUAGUUUCACUGUUGAAUAAAUAGGCUCCAUGUAUUUAUUUUUCAGUUAGAAAAAUGUAUGUAGUUCCUCUAACUUACAAUUAUGACUAAAGAAUAAAUGAAAUGUACGAAUAAUAAA